AUGCAGGACCUUCAGCAAGACAGGCCACCUCACUCGCGCCUGCUGCUCCAAGGGAGCCCAGAGAUGCACAGCCGCCCACGCACCAGGAAUCCGCAGAUCUGCAUACCACCGCUGUCCACCAUCAUCAGGACACUGGGGACCAAGUGCCUCUUGACCAGGCCCUUUGAGCUCCAAGAAGCAUAUUACAGGCCAGGAGACCUCCUUGUUGGUGGCAUUUUGCCCUACCUCAAGACCACAAUUACGCCUGCAUCCUUUGAAAAACCUCCCAGGAACAUCCACCUUGAACGCCCGGUGCCCAAAAACUACCAGCACAUCCUGGCCCUCGUGUUUGCCAUCAGUGAGAUCAACAAGGAUCCGACACUCCUCCCCAACAUCACACUGGGCUUCCGCAUCUUUGAGGACACUUACUUUGCAAGAAUGACCUACCAGGCAGGCCUGUCGUUUCUGUCCACGGGGGAUCAAGUGGUCCCCAACUACAGAUGCAGCAGACAGGAAAAGGUGUUCUCGGUCAUUGGAAGUCUCUACUCCAGAAUCUCAAUGCAGAUGGCCUCCCUACUGGGCCUCUUCAAGAUCCCGGAGCUCGGUUAUGGCUCCUUCAGUCCUGUUCUGAAAGAGAGGAGCAUAUUUCCUUCCUUCUACCUCAUUGACCCCAGUGAAGUCCCACAGUAUUUGGGGAUAAUCCACUUACUUCUUCAUUUCCACUGGAACUGGAUUGGGAUUGUUGCUCCAGAUGAUGACAGCGGAGAAAACUUCAUCCAAGCCCUAACACCAAUGCUUGACCAGAACAACAUCUGUGUCGAGUUCACUAAACGGACCUUGUCUGAAAUCUCAGUAUCCACCAUCUUAAACUUCUGCACUGUCACUAAUCCAGUUACUUCCAGCCUCCAUCCAAAUGCUGAUCAUUGUGUCCCAUGUUCAGAAGAUCAAUAUCCAAACAAGAACAAAUACCAAUGUAUCUCCAAGAACAUAAGCUUCCUUUCCUAUCAGGAGAUUUUGGGGAUUGUUUUGGCUUCUCUUGCUCUUUUGCUGUCUCUGAUCACAGCCCUAGUCCUGGCAACUGUCAUUAAAUAUCGAGACACACCCAUUGUCAAAGCCAACAACAGAAAACUCACCUAUGUCCUCCUCAUCUCCCUCCUGCUCUGCUUCCUCUCCUCCUUCCUAUUCAUUGGUCGACCUACAAAGUUCACCUGCCUUCUGAGACAAAUUGCUUUUACUGUAAUCUUCUCUGUUGCCAUUUCGUCCAUCUUGGCAAAAACUAUCAUGGUGGUUGUGGCCUUCAUGGCCACUAAGCCCGGAAACAUGGCAAGGGAACUGUUGGGGAGACAAGGAGUAAACUUCAUUGUCCUGGCCUGUCCCCUCCUCCAGGUUAUUACCUCUGCACUUUGGCUAGGGACCUCUCCCCCAUUCCCCAACUUGGACUUCCACUCCUUGGCCAAAGAGACCAUUGUGGAAUGUAAUGAAGGGUCAGUCAUCAUGUUUUACACAGUCCUGGGAUACAUGGGAUUUCUGGCCCUGGUCAGCUUCAUGGUGGCUUUCCUCGCCAGGAAACUACCCAACAGCUUUAAUGAAGCCAAGUUUAUCACCUUCAGCAUGCUGGUCUUCUGCAGCGUGUGGGUCUCCUUCGUACCCACGUACCUGAGCACUAAAGGGACGUCUAUGGUGGCCGUGGAGGUCUUCUCCAUCUUGGCCUCUGGCGCUGGUCUCCUGGGCUGCAUCUUUCUUCCCAAAUGCUACAUUAUUCUUCUGAAGCCUGAUCUCAAUAGCAGAGAUCAACUCCUAAGGAACAAGAAAUACAGGAACCAAAAUGUUUGA
Gekko japonicus is the source of this 1812-nucleotide messenger RNA. Its product is annotated as vomeronasal type-2 receptor 26-like. Gene Ontology annotation, molecular function: G protein-coupled receptor activity. The record is from RefSeq and is a predicted model, not a curated record. Bases 1 to 1812 code for a protein of 603 amino acids. Gene Ontology annotation, cellular component: membrane. The transcript has 6 exons. Gene Ontology annotation, biological process: G protein-coupled receptor signaling pathway. Lineage: Eukaryota; Metazoa; Chordata; Lepidosauria; Squamata; Gekkonidae.